Messenger RNA from Drosophila miranda, 1080 nucleotides. RefSeq lists its product as uncharacterized. Bases 312 to 1010 code for a protein of 232 amino acids. The transcript is spliced from 2 exons. The record is from RefSeq and is a predicted model, not a curated record. NCBI's taxonomy places the organism in Eukaryota, Metazoa, Arthropoda, Insecta, Diptera, Drosophilidae.
GAACGGUCUGCUCGGGCCAGGAGUCCAGAGUAAAGCUCAGUAGGCAUCGCGCCCAUAGGCCAGUCACUUCACUCAGUGGCUGCUACCGCCGACGCGGAAGAAAAGAACCGCCAGCCUGGAUCGGAGGCGGGCACAACGAGGUGGAGCUCGACCUGCCCUGAUAGCCAGAACGGUACCUCGUCAGCCCAGGGCCUAUUCCACCCCCGGCGGCUCCGCAGACACACGGAGCGCGGCGCAAACACAGGAGCAACGGAGGCGCGCGACCGACCCGGGUUUUUUCACACUCAGUGUGAAACACACAGAUAGAGAAGAUGACUGAGGACGCAGUCUUUGGUAGGCGCAACGCCCUUACCAGAUCCCCACCACCGUCAGCACCUGCGAAAGCUCAGGGCUCGAGCAUGUUCAAGCCCGGCCCGGGUGGCAAAGAGAAGGAGCGACCGCACUCUGACCCAUUAGAGCUGCUAAAAAACCUGGGUACUCGGGCCAAUGAGCUGGUCAAGAGGAUGAACGACCAGCGGCAUGUGGACAACGUGAUGAAAGAUUUAGCCCUGAGAGUGGUAACCCUUCAGGCCCUGGUGGUCAACAAUUUCGAGAAGCUGCACACCAGGACAAUUGAGACCGCCACUACUGGUACCCAAACAGCUGCGAAGGCGCCGCACACCGGCUCAAAGAGGCUGAGCGAGUCGCCUCAAAUGGCUGCGGAGCCCACAAAGAGGCAGAGAGGCACAAAGCUUCAACAAGCGUCGACCCAGCUCAAACCGCCGGCGCAGUCCCAGGAUGAACUAACCCCCUCGGGUACAGUGGACCAUGGUGCCACCCCAGCCGCUAAGAAACAGCUCAAGUGGCAGCAGGUGGGCCCUAGGGUAAGGAAAAAAAGGGAGCCCCGUGAGCGCGAGCCAAGGCCAGACGCAAUAAUCAUUCAACCCCAGGGCGAGCUUAGCUAUAGCGACAUCCUCCGUAUGGUCACCAGGCGCCAGGAUGGCAAGCGACCUUCAGGAGGUAGGGGAUAAUGUUAACAGAAUCCGGAGGACGGCAAAGGGCGAGCUGCUGCUCGAGCUCAACGGCGCCAGCAAAAGCAAC